Molecule: messenger RNA, 599 nt
Organism: Pseudoliparis swirei
Lineage: Eukaryota; Metazoa; Chordata; Actinopteri; Perciformes; Liparidae
Product: transcription factor 24-like
Exons: 2
Coding region: 42-599 (185 amino acids)
Biological process (GO): developmental process; regulation of transcription by RNA polymerase II
Molecular function (GO): DNA-binding transcription factor activity, RNA polymerase II-specific; RNA polymerase II transcription regulatory region sequence-specific DNA binding; protein dimerization activity
Source: RefSeq, a predicted model, not a curated record
CAACUAAAAGUCACUUGACGUGUCUGUAUCCCUCUGAUGGAAUGAUGCAGGUCUGUAAGUGCACCCCGAUGGCUGCAAGACCGACGCUCCGAAUGGACAGCGGCGGUUGCUCCGGGGCGGCGGCGGAUGACAGCCCCGCAUCCAGUCCGAGCUCCAGCCCCAGUCGGGACGGUCCUCGUCGGGACCUCCAGGGCGGCGGGCUCGGCGGCAGAGGACGCCCGGCAGCCGCGAACGCAGCGCGGGAGAGGAGCCGAGUGCAGACCCUGAGGACCGCGUUCCUGGAGCUACAAAGGACUUUGCCGUCCGUGCCGCUGGACACCAAGCUGUCCAAACUCGACGUGUUGAUACUGGCCACCACAUAUAUUGCCCACUUGACUCGAACACUGCAAGAAGAAGGCGCGGAGGACGGAGAGAGCACAAAAAAGACAGAUGUUUUGCACUCAUUGAAAGGUGAUGGCUACCUGCACCCAGUGAAGAAAUGGCCCAUGCGAUCCAGACUGUACGUCGGGGCCAGCGGACAGUUCCUCAACAUCUCAAAUCCUUCGGAGUCAGAGAAUCAAGGCCCAUCAUCGUCCACCUCCCAUAAUAGGGUUAAAUAA